AUGGCGCCAGUCCCUAUGCCCUCAGCCCUGGGAUUCGAAUUGCUAGGAAAAUGCUCGGUCACAAAAGCACGCGCUGCCACUCUCCAUCUGCCCCAUGGCCCCGUACCCCUCCCCAUCUUCAUGCCCGUAGCCACACAGGCAUCUCUCAAGGGCCUCACACCUGAGCAAUUGGAAGACCAGGGUUGUCGCCUAUGUCUCAACAACACGUAUCAUCUAGGUCUCAAACCAGGACAAGCCACCCUCGACGCGAUAGGCGGCGCACAUAAAUUCCACCAACCUCUUGCUGACACCAGAAUGUCCAGCUUCCAAAUGGUUUCGCUACUGAAACUUGCCAAAGUCACAGAAGAAGGUGUGCGCUUUCUCAGUCCUCACGAUGGCUCGCCCAUGCUACUCACGCCCGAACAUUCAAUAUCUCUCCAGAACUCCAUUGGCUCCGAUAUCAUCAUGCAACUCGACGACGUGAUUGCGACUACCUCACCAGACCAUGCGCGCAUGAAGGAGGCCAUGGAGCGAUCAGUUCGCUGGCUUGAUCGUUGCAUCCAGGCGCACAUGUACCCUGAACGACAAAACCUCUUCUGUAUUAUACAAGGCGGGCUCGAUCUAGAAAUGCGCAGGGAGUGCACCGCGGAAAUGGUGGCGCGAGACACACCCGGCAUUGCCAUUGGCGGUCUUUCUGGCGGCGAAGAAAAAGAGUCGUACUGUGAAGUCGUCAAGACUUGUACAAGUCUGUUGCCAGAGAAGAAGCCUCGUUAUGUCAUGGGCGUUGGCUACCCAGAGGAUCUAGUCGUAUCCGUCGCUCUCGGCGCAGACAUGUUUGACUGUGUCUGGCCUACCAGAACAGCUCGCUUUGGCAACGCCAUAACAGCCAAAGGCAUGCUCAACCUGCGCAACGCAGUCCACUCUGAAGACUUCAGGCCCAUCGAGCCAGGCUGCCAAUGUACCUGCUGCCGGCCCACUGCAGACGGCGGUCUAGGAAUCACACGGGCAUAUGUAUAUCACGUUACUGCCAAGGAAACAGCGGGAGCGCAUCUCCUGACUAUGCACAAUGUGCACUAUCAACUCAACCUCAUGCGCUUGAUUCGCGAAGCUAUUGUGGAAGAUCGGUAUCCGGGGUUUAUAAAGGGCUUCUUUGGGAGGUUGUAUGACGGUGACAAGACGAGGUAUCCUGGGUGGGCUGUUGGUGCCUUGAGGGGGGUCGGAGUGGAUUUGAUGGAUGGCUGA
Molecule: messenger RNA, 1221 nt
Organism: Plenodomus lingam JN3
Lineage: Eukaryota; Fungi; Ascomycota; Dothideomycetes; Pleosporales; Leptosphaeriaceae
Source: RefSeq, a predicted model, not a curated record